Molecule: messenger RNA, 807 nt
Organism: Manihot esculenta (cassava)
Lineage: Eukaryota; Viridiplantae; Streptophyta; Magnoliopsida; Malpighiales; Euphorbiaceae
Product: macrophage migration inhibitory factor homolog
Exons: 4
Coding region: 94-459 (121 amino acids)
Molecular function (GO): phenylpyruvate tautomerase activity
Source: RefSeq, a predicted model, not a curated record
UAUAUAAACAAGGGGAUUUUUUGAUGCUUUGAAUGGUAAUUUGGUACUAAUCUACUAUCGCUGAGUGUGUGAAAUUCAAGCGAAAACAAGAAGAUGCCUUGCCUGAACCUUUCGACCAACGUUAGCCUGGACGGCGUUGACACCUCCGCUAUCCUCUCUGAAGCCACCUCCACCGUCGCCAAGCUUAUCGGCAAGCCCGAGGCCUAUGUGAUGAUUGUGUUGAAGGGAUCAGUGCCCAUAGCAUUUGGUGGAACUGAGCAGCCAGCAGCUUAUGGUGAGUUGGUGUCCAUCGGUGGCCUUAACCCUGAUGUGAACAAGAAACUGAGUGCUGCAAUUGCGGCAAUCCUUGAAACAAAGUUGUCAGUGCCCAAGUCUCGAUUCUUCCUCAAAUUUUAUGACACCAAGGCCCAUCAAAGUCAAGAAUAUGCACAGUGUUUACAUGCUUUACACCAGCAUUAGAUCAUGGUUCCAACUUUGGAUGGAAUGGUUCCACCUUCUAAGACCAGCAUCUUUCCUCGGAUGGCUGCAAGCUCAGUUUCAUGCAUUGAGACAGCAAUAUCUACAUGGUGAUUUGGUAUCAUAAAACUUGGCUAUGGCAGUAUGUUACAUUGUCUCUAUACUUUCUCCUUAGACAUCUGUUACUUAUGUUGAAUACCAUAUGUUUCAACUCUAUGCUUCUUUUGGAGAAAAGGGAAAAACUUUAUUUUCCCCUGGGAUUUAGCCAAUGUUGUUAUGGUAUGAUUUAUAUUUACAUGUAAACUCAUUCUGUUCUGAAGCUAUGCAUUUUGAGCAACUGUUGUGCUGUUA